Messenger RNA from Meloidogyne enterolobii, 1212 nucleotides. Lineage: Eukaryota; Metazoa; Nematoda; Chromadorea; Rhabditida; Meloidogynidae. The record is from the annotation of a GenBank genome assembly.
AUGCCGAUUUGGAAUUACAGAAAGAGGCAAAUCAUUUAUUGUUUGUGUUUAUUUCUUCCUUCAAUUCCUUCUGCCUUGUUUCUCGGAACCAUGUUCGAUUCUUGGAGUUCUCGCAGAACCUUAUUUAUUCCUCUAAUAGGCCUUUUAUUUGCCGAUUUUAAUUAUAUUUUACAAUCAAUUUGUUUGGAAUGUUCUCCCUAUUUGUUAUUAUUUAGUGACUUAAUUUUUGGUUUUACUGGAGGAUUUACUUCGAUUAUAGGCCUUUUAUUUGCCUAUUCUGUUCGUGUAACGCCUACGACAUUUCGUCCCACAAGGAUGGCUUUGUUAGAAGGCAGUAUGGGACUGGGAGGAAUGUUUGGAUAUUUGCUAUCAGGCCAGCUUAGACACCUAAUUGGUUAUGCCUUAUUUUUCCUAUUUUUGACAAUUUUACACUUAAUUGUAUCAAUUCAAAUAAUAUUUUUCUGUAAAGAAUUAAUUAAUAAAAAUAUUACUACAACACAAGAAACAACAGAAACUACAACAAUCAGAAAUUCAACUUCUACAGAAAAUUUAAAUCAGAAUUCUGAAAAUUCAACAUCAAAUUUUUGUAUUUUAUGUCGUAAACGAUUUUUGGAUAUUUUACAAAUUUUUAAAGCUGAGAGGGAUGUUGAUAAACAAAAAUAUUUAAAUAUUGUUUUGGUUGCUCUCUUAGUAGAAUUUAUUAGUUUUUCUGGUUUAAUGGAUAUUUUAUUUUCGUUCUUCCGUUUUCAACUUAAAUGGACAGAUAAAGAAUAUGGCUGGUUUAAUGGAAUUGCUGUUGGUUCUGAUAGUUUUUGUAUAAUUUUUAUUUAUCCUUUACUUCAAAAACGAAUUGGAAUAAGCAAUUUACGUUUAGCCUUGUUUGGGUUAACAUUUAAAAUUGGUUCAGUUAUAAUUUUGGCAUUUACAAAAACCUCUCUAAUUGCCUUUAUGUCCAUUUUUCUUUCAAUUUUUGGCCGGUUUGUGUCAACGGGAUUAAGGGCUAUAGCUAGUGCUUGUGUUAAUGUUGGCAAAAUUUUUUCUCUAAUGUCUUUACUUCAAUCUAUGGGCUUUUUAAUUGCUUCUCCUUUAUUUAAUGGAAUUUACCCUUUUACUUUAAACUUUUUUCCUGGUACAAUGCUUUUGGUUGUUGCAGCUCUCUUAACUUUUUCGGCUGGAUUGCUUAUUUAUUUGGAUGUGAAAAAUAAGAAUUAA